UUAUUCUUUUUGUUUGUCAUACGGUAGAACGCGAAAUUUAAUGGUUGUAUCGAUGUUGAAAACUUUAAAUGUGAAUGAAAAACUGAACACCAGUUGUGUUGCUUCUCGAUAACGCGACUUCUGGGUUGGCCAACCGGAACUAGUCACAGUCAUUUCCGACUACCUUAGUUAAGCUCGAUUUGCGACAUUCUGAGCCCCAGAAUGACAUACUAAUGUAUAUCGUUGAAUUCCGAAUGGUCGGCGAUGGCCCUGCAACCUUUAAGCAUAUUUUUCGACUUCAGGUUGUCAACCACAGCCAGUAAAUUGCUGUUGUGCGGGUUGACUGGAUGGAAACAGUGCUAACAGCGUUAGCCUGCUAAAAGAAGCUUGCACAACAAUAACAAGCGUUAAGCAGUGCGUCCUCUUCGACUGGUGUGGACUACACGUUAAGGUAUGGCUCCGGUCUGAUACAUGACUGCUGGAGAUGGCUCAGUGGUCCACCAGCAGCGGUAUGCCCUCUUACGAGCCAAGUCCUUGUUCCGAGGCUAAAAGAAGACGGUUUGCUGAUGGCUUUGAGGAUCCAGUGAGGGCGAUGCCGUUGUCCAAGUUCGGCACAAGACCCCGUUUUGAGCCUGUGCAGUUUGUCAGCGGAGGGAGCCACAAUGAUGAAAAGGAGAAUAAUAAAGAAUCCAGAAGGAGUGAAUCGUUUCCUAUCAGACGCUGGGAGUCUGACCACUACUCAUCCUACGCCAGCAGCAGCAGAAGACCACAAUGCCCUGUGUCUCAGUGGCCUGAGUCUGAUAGAGCGGCGUCUUACAGUUCCAACUCUUGGGGCUGCAACAGAAGCACACAGCAGGACCGAGACUUCUCUCAUGGAAACACAGGUGGGUCGGGUUAUGGAGGCCGGAGUUCAAACUUUUUUGCAAGAACACAGCAGGAUUAUGAAACAAAGUAUGAAACCCACACCUCCCGAAACUUUGACUCAUAUCAGCCGCAGCAUUACAAUGGAUACGGUGGUGGAAGCAGAUCGGGGGGCUUUGUUGCGGGGCGUCAGGGACUUGGCUAUGGUCAGCAAGAACGGCCAUCCUCCAGCAGAACAAGUGACAGCCCAGGCAGGAGAAGUCCUGCCUGUUCAGCGCAACUUGUUCAAUUUCCUCAGUCCACAUUGGAUGAGAAACAGCGUCUUGUUUCCAGCGUAGCGUCUGCCGUGAGUGUAGCUUUAAGAAACCCGGUUUUGAUGACUGGAUCCGAAUCUCCCAAUUACAAUUUCAUGUUGAGCCGCAGCAUCCAAGCCUGCAAAACCAACCCGGAGUAUAUUUAUGUCAACUUGAAGGACAUACCUCAGUAUGAUCUACCUAAGAACAGGAAACUGCCUUCAGAAGGAUACGCCUGCGAACUGAGGUGUCAGAAUGUGUACCUCGCCACGGCAUACUCCGGUAGCAAAAACGGGGCAAGAGAUCGGGCGUCUGAACAAGCUGUCAAACUAUUUCUGAAACCAGUUGAGGUCCGUGUUGUGCAGCGGAGAUACCGACAAACCAUUUACAAUGACAUGGUUGUGUGUCAGAUGCACUGCCCCACACCCGAGUUUUUGCCUCUAAUCCGCAGCCUGGAGGACAAACCUGCACCCAACUCCAAGAACCAACAUGAACUGGACCCACGGAAGCACUGGACGGAGUUCAUAGUGAAGGACAAUGCUUAUGAUGCCAUAUGCAUACUGAACAAUUCCGCAACGUUCAAUCGUAUGAAAGUAGAUUAUCAUUUUGAACCAGUGGCAAAUGGCAACGCGUGGCAGUGCAGCGUCUUUGUGCAGGGUGAGAUGGUGGCCCAGGCUACUGGCACCAAGAAGAGCUCCAAACAUGCUGCUGCAGAGGAGGCGGUGAAUAAACUCCGCAUGAACCAGGCAGCGCGGCAGCAGGAACAAAGGUAUUUUGGAGAACCGUCUGAUUCUGGUGGAUUCGGGCUGCAGAGCAGCAGAAAAAAGGAUCUGAAUGAGCUGGUUAUCCUGGAGAAUUCCGAUAACGCCAUCUGCAUCAUUAAUGAUACGGCUCAGUUUAACAAAGUCAACGCAGACUACUCCUUCUCAGUCCUGCCAGACUCCAGUUGGAAGUGUGAUGUUUACUUGGAAGGCCAGUAUGUGGCGUCUGGAGUUGGACACAAAAAGAUAGUGAAGCACAUUGCAGCAGUAGAAGCUCUCAACACCUUGAAACGGACACAGGCGGUGGUGAAAUCCAAGGUGAACAGGGACGAAGACCCCGAUGCCAUAUCCCGGUUUCAGAUCAUGGCUCGCGCUGGUGUGGAGGACACAAAACAGGAGAUCAAAGAAGACAACAUUGGGAAUCAGCUGUUGCGCAAGAUGGGCUGGAAAGGCGGAGGUCUGGGUCGGGACGGCGAGGGUAUCGCAGAGCCCAUCAAAGUGAAGGAGCAGUUUUCCAGAGAAGGUUUGGGAAUGGACGCCAACAAAAGUGGCAAUCAGGUGACAAAGCGCGACAUUGAGGAAAUCAUUCGCAACUACGUGAGCUCGGAUCGCCAGGAUGACCUCCGCUUCUCCAACGACCUCACCAACGACGAGCGCAAGCAGGUCCACCACGUCUGUUUUAAAUACGGACUUCGGAGUAAGUCGUACGGGCAAGGAAAGAAUCGCUUUCUUGUGGUCAGUCGUAAAGUUCGCAAAGACCAGCUGAUCGGGCAGCUCCUCCAGGAAGGUCAGGUUGGACGAUAUGAGCUCAUCAAACCUCAGGCAUCUCACUGCUGAGCCCACAGAUGAACUUCGCCAAUCACUGUGUUCACAAUGGCACAUCGCUGUCAUGUUGACUGAAGCCUUUCAGGGUUAAAUCUGCAUUCCUAAACUGAGGCUCCAGAUCCCAGUCGAUUCAUGGUCUUCAGUUUAUGCACACGUAUCCCAGUUAAACGUCUGUUGGCUUGUUAUUUCCAAGUGUUUACAAUGAUCUAUUUCUGGACUAACCUGAUCUAACUACCGUCCUGGGACGUACAUAUCUGUUGUCAAAUGUCAGGCGUGCUGUGUGUACAGUUGAAUUGUCCUCUCGUUUCAAAGCUUUAAUGAUUAAAUGAAUUAAAGCUUUCGUCAAGUGUGA
Synchiropus splendidus (mandarinfish) is the source of this 3071-nucleotide messenger RNA. RefSeq names its product NFKB repressing factor (gene nkrf). The transcript has 3 exons. Gene Ontology annotation, molecular function: nucleic acid binding. The record is from RefSeq and is a predicted model, not a curated record. NCBI's taxonomy places the organism in Eukaryota, Metazoa, Chordata, Actinopteri, Syngnathiformes, Callionymidae. Gene Ontology annotation, cellular component: nucleoplasm; nucleolus. The coding region runs from base 464 to 2731 and encodes 755 amino acids.